Molecule: messenger RNA, 781 nt
Organism: Oreochromis aureus
Lineage: Eukaryota; Metazoa; Chordata; Actinopteri; Cichliformes; Cichlidae
Gene: naa38
Product: N-alpha-acetyltransferase 38, NatC auxiliary subunit
Exons: 3
Coding region: 111-449 (112 amino acids)
Cellular component (GO): NatC complex
Molecular function (GO): RNA binding
Source: RefSeq, a predicted model, not a curated record
GGACCUCCCCUUUAAGAUGAAAAAAAAAAUUGGAUCGUUUCCGGUUUCGCUGGUCCGUCGGUGAAAUUGCUCCGUAAGCAAAUGCCGGAGGAGAAGAAGAGGGGCAGGUUAUGGCCACAAUGAUUGAGGAAAAUGGUCCUUCGACUCACGAGCAGUCUGAAGUGUCCUCAUCAUCUCAGGCACGGCAGAAGCUGGAGGGGCUCCUGAACAAGAACAUGAGGAUCCGCAUGACAGACGGACGGACUCUGGUGGGCCUUUUCCUCUGCACUGACCGGGACUGCAACGUCAUCCUCGGCUCAGCUCAGGAAUUCCUUAAAUCCACAGACACAUUCUCCCAGAGCGAACCCAGAGUCCUGGGCCUGGCCAUGAUUCCCGGCCACCACGUGGUGUCCAUCGAGGUGGAGGCAGACAGCCUGGACGACACACAGGGAUUCGGAGCUAACCACUGACGGAGCUCCGUCUGUUUGGACAGCAUUCAUGUGACUGACUCCUGCCGAGCCAGACUCAAGGCCGUGGUCGAUCCCAGGAGAACGGACGUCGUCGGUCUCUCAGACUCUUUGGACGCAGAACUUCUGUGUCGAUGUCGUGGAUUCAGUCAAUCCCUCUGUGACUGAUGAAAGAGUGCGUUUGCGGCGACUGCUGCACAAUGCAGCGUGUGUAGAAAUGGUGUGGGCGUGCAUGUGUGUGAGGUGUGAGUAAACGAGAGCUUACGUGUAUGUGUCUCAGUGUCUGCAGUGCCCGUCUUUAUUACAGUGUUUUAAAAUAAAUCACCCUAUUUGAG